Messenger RNA from Brassica oleracea var. oleracea, 661 nucleotides. RefSeq names its product chaperone protein dnaJ 10-like. The transcript is spliced from 6 exons. Lineage: Eukaryota; Viridiplantae; Streptophyta; Magnoliopsida; Brassicales; Brassicaceae. The record is from RefSeq and is a predicted model, not a curated record. Bases 59 to 661 code for a protein of 200 amino acids.
UAAAACCAAUAUUAACAUAAGAAAAGCAUUAAGGGAUGGGGAUAGAGGUGCUCUAAAUAUGGACACAGUGCUCCCAUUGACACAUCUGCACGACCAUCUUGAUUUCAUGUUUUGGUCUCACAAGGAAGGUAUGGUGAAGGAAAAUGAGUAUUAUGACAUCUUAUGCGUCAAAGCUGAUGCUUCAGAUGCUGACAUUAAAAAGGCUUACUACCUAAAAGCAAGAAAAGUUCAUCCAGACAAAAACCCUGGAGAUCCUCAAGCUGCUAAAAACUUUCAGGUAUUAGGCGAGGCUUAUCAGGUUUUGAGCAAUCCGGAAAAGCGAGCAGCUUAUGACAAAUAUGGCAAAGAAGGUGUCCAACAGGAUGCAAUGGUAGAUCCUGCAGCUGUAUUUGGUAUGCUUUUCGGAAGCGAAGUCUUUGAAGAAUAUGUUGGGCAGCUUGCACUUGCUUAUUUGGCAUCAAUCGAAGCUGACUUAGAAUCAUAUGAGCCUGAUAUGGGUUUGGGGUUUCGGCAAGGAAAUCAAGAAGAAAAGGUGGAUCGGGUGACUCUCACCGAAGAUCAGUUUCUCAUUCUUCUUGAGGGUGAUGCCAUUAAUGUCACAUGCCAGGACACUAGUUGGGUGAUUGACAGUGGAGCUACUGCUCAUGCUACAUCACAGUAG